UCUAGCUUUUUUAAGGCACGUUUUAUACAAGGCUUAUAUUGGAUGGCUGUAGUUCUCAAGUCGCCACGCCAGGUGUCGCUGUGGCCUAGCGGAAGGAAAGCAGGCUCGCCUUUCACGACGAAGAAAAAAACGAGGAAACCACAAAAUGAGACUUUUCGCGAAUAUAAUGUAAUGUACGUCUUGCUAGUACUGUUAUAAUGUCUCAAAAGUCUGUAUCAAGCUGUGUGUUGAAUUCGCUUCUCGCCUCUUAGUUAUUCGAAUGUCGUAUGUUGUAAAGUUUAAUAGGCAUCAAUCUUGCUAACCCGGAGUUGCUAGCCGGACUAGCAGUCAUCGGUGUCACAGAGUGGACAACAAAAUCACGUUUUUACCAACGUUCGCCGUCUUUUAUUCCACUUUGUCAUGAUAAGGCGCUUGCUGGUUGGCAUAUUCACGUCCCUUUGUUGCACCUUGCUUCCCCCACGCCGUUACCUUUUGACGAUGCAACGUUUUUUGACGAGAAUUGUCAGCCGCCUUUGGCUGAGCGAGCCGGUCGCGGCGGCGAUGACCACCGAAACACAACUGCACGAGCAAGGGCGACGAAGGAUGGUGGUGGGCCUGGGAAACCCGGGCAUGGAGGGCACACGGCACAGUGUGGGCAUGGCGGUGGUCAGCGCCCUGGCCGCCCGUCUGUGCUUAGGCGAAUGUUGGAGCGGUGACAGGCAACUUUGCGGCGAGGUGGUAGUGGCGGACGCGCGCCGCCUGGUGUUGCUGCGUCCCCGAGUGCUGAUGAACGUCAACGGCGUGGCGGUGGCCAAAGCUGCCAGCAAGUACGGCGUCCAACCUGAGGACAUUCUGCUGGUCCAUGAUGAGCUCGACAAAGCUUUAGGAAAGGUUGGCAUCAAACAUGGAGGAAGCGCCAGAGGCCACAACGGUGUCCGCUCCUGCAUGGACUGCCUCCGCACCGAUGUGAUGCCCAGGCUACGGGUGGGCAUCGGGCGUCCGGAGGGUAAGACUUCGGUGGAGCACCACGUCCUGGGCCGCUUCUCUGCGGAGGAGUGGAAAAUUCUGGACUCUGUUCUUGUUCAGAGUGUCGACAUUCUGAUGUCUCAGCUCGGCAAUCAAGAAGAAAAAUGCUCCUCAUCCUCCUCGCCAGCAGGGGGCAGAUGAGGGAAAGUGACCAGCAUAGAACCUCUGCGGACACACAUAAAACUACCUUUUGUUCACAAGCAGAUGGCGACUAGCAAUUUAGCAUCCAAAGCCAAUGUAGCACUACUUCCUGGUAAAUGUCAAAAACAAGAUCAGAAUCAGACUCAUCUUUAUUUGCCAAGUAUGUCCAAAAAACACACCAGGAAUUUGUCUGCGGUAAUUGGAGCCGCUGAUGGACUCAAAUAUACCACACAACAACCAAAUCAAAGUCAUCUGUUUACAAAAACCUGCCAAGUCCUAGCAAGCCAACAGGCAGUAGCAACCUACCAGUGUAAAAGCUAAACAUGACUGGGCGUCAUUUUCGAUGACACUUGCCUUUUGUACACAAGUGUCAAGCAUGUGCUUGCUAGCAGUCUCACAAGAUCUAAACCAAAGUCCUUUGUACACAAAAAGUUGCAUGUUCUCCCCAUGCCUGUGUGGGGUUUCUCCAGGUACUCCGCUUUCCUCCCACAUCCCACAAAAACAUGCAUGGUAGGUUAAUUGAAGACUCUAAAUUGCCUGUAGGUGUGAAUGGUAGGUUUUUAUGUGGCCUGCGAUUGACUGGCGACCAGUUCAGGGUGUACACCGCCUCUUGCCCGAAGAUAACUGGGAUAGGCUCCAACACGCCCGCGACCCUAGUGAGGAUGAGCAGUAUAGGAAAUGGAUGGAUGACUUGAUGUUAUCUCAGACUACCACAACACUUGAACAAUCGCCGCUACAGUUUGUUCACAAAUGACAGACAUAUGCUGGCUAGCAGUUACACAAAACCGAAAUCAAAGUCGGUUGUUCACAAAAGCUGUUGAGUCCUCGUUUGUUCAGAGUCCUACCGAAUAGCAUAGGACACUUUAGCAGUAUUUCUUUUCUUUCUUCACUCAGUGCUACCUUCUGUCACAUCACAUUGGAGAUGGACUCAGAUGCACCCUGCAAGAUCCAAAUUAAAAGUCCUUUGUUCCCAAAAUGCUGUCAAAAGUCAACGCAACAGGAAGUACCAACCUAGCAAAAUAAAAUCAUUGCUAAACAUAAGUUGCCACCUCUAACUGGCACUGCACUCACUCGCCUCUACCCUUUGUUCAAAAGGGACAAGAAUAUGCAGGCUAGUAGUCACAAGAUCUAAUCAAUGUGCUAAACAUUUCAUCACUCCAACUGUGAUGACACAGUCUACAUGUUCACUCACUCAGUCCUACUUUCUGAGAAAGAGAAUAUACCACAGCUGUCACACAAAAUCCAAACAAAAGAACUUUGUUCACAAAAGCUGCAGAAAGUCCUGUCCUAAUGUUUUCAAUAAACGUUUUUGCACGAAAAA
Molecule: messenger RNA, 2467 nt
Organism: Phyllopteryx taeniolatus (common seadragon)
Lineage: Eukaryota; Metazoa; Chordata; Actinopteri; Syngnathiformes; Syngnathidae
Gene: ptrh1
Product: peptidyl-tRNA hydrolase 1 homolog
Exons: 5
Coding region: 400-1146 (248 amino acids)
Molecular function (GO): peptidyl-tRNA hydrolase activity
Source: RefSeq, a predicted model, not a curated record